CAGGUUUGGUUCUUGACCACGACCAGUGUGCAAAUCCCUGAAAAGAUUAUGGCUCCUCUUUCCCAUCCGUCUAUCGUUGAUGGUUGGUUCAGGGAAAUCUCACACCAAUGGCCCGGUCAGGCAAUGACCUUGAGGGUUAACAAAAUUCUCCACGUCGAAAAGUCCAAAUACCAAGACGUGCUUGUCUUCGAGUCUGCAACGUAUGGGAACGUGCUGGUGCUGGACGGUGCUAUCCAAUGCACCGAACGCGACGAAUAUUCAUAUCAGGAGAUGAUUGCACACUUGCCGCUCGCUAGUCAUCCGAAUCCGAAGAAAGUCCUUGUGAUCGGUGGCGGCGAUGGAGGUGUCGUCCGAGAGGUGCUGAAGCACGAGUCUGUUGAAAACGUCGUUCUGUGUGAUAUCGACGAGGCCGUUAUUAGAGUAUCAAAACAAUUCCUCCCUCACAUGUCCUCUCUUCUCUCUGAUCCCCGCGUAACCGUUUUCAUCGGUGACGGAUUCAAGUACCUCGCGGAUAACACUGCGACCUACGACGUGAUUAUCACUGAUUCAUCAGAUCCCGCCGGACCAGCCGCUUCCUUAUUCCAAAAGCCCUAUUUUCAACUCAUACACGAUGCACUUACUCCGGGAGGACAUGCAUGUUCUCAGGGAGAGUGCCUUUGGAUACAUCUGCCGCUUAUCCAUGAGCUCCGCAACACCACGAAAGCACUUUUCCCUACCGUUGAAUAUGCCUUCACGACAAUCCCUACGUACCCGGCUGGCCAAAUUGGGUUCACCAUGGGCGCGAAGGAGGCUGGUCGUGAUUUGAAGACUCCGUUGCGCAAUGUCCCCAACUGCAGGUAUUACAGCGCAGAUGUACAUCGCGCGGCGUUUGUGCUUCCCGAGUUCGGACGUUCGAUGCUUGAGGACAACAAAGAUAUCACUCCUGUUCUCACAAAAACCAUCGGUCCGGAGAAGAAAAUCCUGCUGCUCGGGAGUGGAUUCGUUGCUCGGCCUGCUGCCGAGUACAUCGUACGAAAUCGCGCUAACUCGCUCACGAUCGCGUGUCGCACACUUGCCUCUGCGCAAGCUCUUGCGGAAGGUUUACCCAAUACAUCUGCAAUUUCGUUGGACGUCAAUAAUACGGAGGCACUUGAGAAGGCUGUCGCCGCUCACGACCUCGUCAUCUCGCUCAUUCCUUACACGUACCAUGCAGCGGUGAUCAAGGCAGCGAUCAAAGGAAAGACUCACGCAGUCACAACUUCCUACAUUUCGCCUGCAGUUCGCGAGCUCGAUGCCGAAGCGAAAGCCGCUGGUAUCAUUGUAAUGAACGAGAUUGGGCUGGAUCCAGGUAUUGACCACCUCUAUGCUGUUAAGAUGAUCUCAGAGGUACACGCGAAGGGCGGGAAAAUCAAGCAGUUUUUGUCGUACUGUGGUGGUCUUCCUUCACCGGCCUACGCGGAUAAUCCUCUUGGAUAUAAGUUCUCAUGGUCUUCGCGCGGUGUGCUUCUAGCCUUACUCAAUCCAGGUUCGUACUAUUCUGAGGGUAAGAGGAAGGACGUCCCGGGUUCUGAGCUGAUGGGCGAGGCGAAGCCGUACUUCAUCUCUCCUGCAUAUGCCUUUGUCGCAUAUCCGAACCGCGACUCAACUCCAUUCCGAGAGUCAUACAACAUCCCAGAAGCAGAGACGGUUGUUCGCGGUACGCUACGAUACCAAGGGUUCCCGGAGUUCAUUCAAGUCCUUGUCAAACUCGGUUGGCUGGACGCGUCCGAGAAAGAUUGGUUGAACGACAGCCUUACUUGGGCAGAGGUGACUCAGAAGGCGAUCGGUGCUAACGACUCGUCUGAAACCUCGCUGAUCGCGCGUAUCGACGCGUUAUGCAGUUUCCCUUCCGACGCCGAGCGGACACGGAUCAUCUCUGGACUACGCUGGAUCGGGCUCUUCUCACAGGAGAAGGUGUCGCCGCGCGCGGGUAACUUGCUUGAUACGUUAUGUGCACAGCUCGAAAAGCUUAUGCAGUAUGCCCCUGGCGAGCGGGACUUGAUUAUGCUGCAACACAAGUUUGUCGUCGAGUGGGCAGAUGGCAAGCAAGAUACAAUCACGUCAACCCUUGAACUGCAUGGCGAGCCGACGGGAUCAGGAUACUCCGCCAUGGCACGCACUGUCGGGACACCAUGCGGUAUCGCUACACAACUCAUUCUCGACGGCGUGCUAAACAAAACAGGAGUACAAGCGCCUUACAGUAUGGACAUCGUGAAGCCGAUCAUGGAAAUUCUCGAGAGCGAGGGGUUAGGGAUGGUGGAAAAGGUGCUAUGAGACGAGACGAAACGUCACAAAGACCGAAAGGUGGAUGAAAGACAUUUUAAAGAAAGGAAAAGAAAAGAAAAGAAAAUCAGAGAUGGCUUUGUGUUUUGAUAUAGAAAGUGUAAUGACAAAGAAGCUGGACCGCC
Molecule: messenger RNA, 2426 nt
Organism: Fomitiporia mediterranea MF3/22
Lineage: Eukaryota; Fungi; Basidiomycota; Agaricomycetes; Hymenochaetales; Hymenochaetaceae
Product: spermidine synthase
Exons: 6
Coding region: 49-2292 (747 amino acids)
Cellular component (GO): cytoplasm
Molecular function (GO): saccharopine dehydrogenase activity
Source: RefSeq, a predicted model, not a curated record